Molecule: messenger RNA, 510 nt
Organism: Guillardia theta CCMP2712
Lineage: Eukaryota; Cryptophyceae; Pyrenomonadales; Geminigeraceae
Exons: 1
Molecular function (GO): peptide-methionine (S)-S-oxide reductase activity
Source: RefSeq, a predicted model, not a curated record
CUCGAGGUGGCUACGUUCUCGGGAGGCUGCUUCUGGUGCAUGGAGCCGCCGUUCGACGCCAUCGAAGGAGUGAUCUCUACAACCUCGGGAUACUGUGGAGGAGAUGAGGCUUAUCCUAACUACAAUCAGGUCUCACUCGGCCUCACUCACCAUGCCGAGAGCAUGCAAGUCUUGUACGAUCCCAAGAAAGUCAGUUACGACAGACUGUUGGACACUUUCUGGCAUAACAUCGACCCCACGACUAAGGAUCGUCAGUUCUGCGACUCGGGGAAGCAAUAUCGAACCAUUGUCUUCUACCACGACGAGCAACAGAAACAAUCUUUCGAAGCUUCAAAGAAGCAGUGGGAGGCUUCAAACAAGUUUGGGGCUCCAAUUGUGGUCGAGUCUGUGAAAUAUGACAAGUUUUGGCCGGCAGAGGAUUAUCAUCAGGACUACUAUCUGAAGAAUGACAAGAAGUACAAGUUCUAUCGCUAUCUUUGUGGACGCGAUCGGUAUCUCGACAGGACUUGG